Lycium barbarum (goji berry) is the source of this 1792-nucleotide messenger RNA. Its product is annotated as violaxanthin de-epoxidase, chloroplastic. The record is from RefSeq and is a predicted model, not a curated record. The transcript is spliced from 6 exons. Bases 222 to 1634 code for a protein of 470 amino acids. NCBI's taxonomy places the organism in Eukaryota, Viridiplantae, Streptophyta, Magnoliopsida, Solanales, Solanaceae. Gene Ontology annotation, biological process: xanthophyll cycle. Gene Ontology annotation, molecular function: violaxanthin de-epoxidase activity.
AUAGUGCACAACAAAGAAAUGUGGUUGACGUUGCAAAGCUAAUUAUCACAAGAUGUCUUAUCCUCCUCCAUCCAUUUCCCCUUCCCUCAACUACUUCACACUUAAACACCCUAAUUUAGAAAAAAAAGAUACAAACCCGAUAACACUCUUUAUGCUCAAUGUUCAAUCUGCAUAGCACUCUACUUACAUGAGGUUGCAGUUGGUGGUCAUCUGGUUAAAUAAUGGCUCUCGCCCCUCAUUCAAACUUUCUGGCCAACCAUGAAACCAUCAGAUGUCAUAUUGGGUCAAAGCUUCACAGUCAUAAAAGAUUUAAUUACUUUGGUAGUAUAGUCAUAGCGAAAUUUUCUUCCAGUAGACAGAUACCUACAUACUUGCAGAAAUCUCCUAGAAUACGCUGUGGUUUGGAUUCUAGAGGUCUGGAACUAUGGAAACAGAAGCUCCCUUCCGCACAUAGCAUUAACCAGAAUGUCCCUAAGGGAAAUACAAUAUGCAAAUUUCCAGAAGAUGUAGCUUUGAUAGUUCGGAAGAAAUGGGGCCAAUUGGCCAAAACAGCAAUUGUAGCUAUAUUCAUUUUGUCAGUUACUUCAAAGGCUGAUGCCGUUGAUGCUCUCAAAACUUGUACAUGCUUACUGAAAGAGUGCAGGUUAGAGCUUGCCAAGUGCAUUGCGAACCCUGCAUGUGCAGCUAAUGUUGCCUGUCUCCAGACUUGCAACAAUAGACCUGAUGAAACAGAAUGUCAGAUAAAAUGUGGUGAUUUGUUUGAAAAUAGUGUUGUAGACGAGUUCAAUGAAUGUGCAGUCUCCCGAAAGAAAUGCGUACCUCGUAAAUCUGAUGUGGGUGAAUUUCCUGUACCUGAUCCUAGUGUUCUUGUCCAAAAGUUUAACAUGAACGAUUUUAGUGGAAAAUGGUACAUCACUCGCGGUUUAAAUCCCACAUUUGAUGCUUUUGACUGUCAAUUGCAUGAGUUCCAUACAGAAGAUAACAAACUUGUGGGAAAUCUGGCUUGGAGAAUACGGACACCUGAUGGAGGAUUUUUCACCCGAUCAGCAGUGCAAAAAUUCGUGCAAGAUCCAAAGUAUCCAGGGAUACUCUAUAAUCAUGAUAAUGAGUAUCUUCACUACCAAGAUGACUGGUAUAUUUUGUCAUCCAAAGUAGAGAAUAGUCCAGAUGACUACAUAUUUGUGUACUAUAAGGGCAGAAAUGAUGCAUGGGAUGGAUAUGGCGGUUCAGUACUUUAUACAAGAAGCGCAGUUUUGCCUGAAAGCAUUAUACCUGAGUUGCAAACCGCAGCUCAAAAAGUUGGUCGUGAUUUCAACACAUGGAUAAAAACAGACAAUACUUGUGGCCCUGAACCUCCGCUUGUUGAGAGGUUGGAGAAGAAAGUGGAAGAAGGAGAGAGGACAAUCAUAAAAGAAGUCGAGGAGAUAGAAGAAGAAGUUGAGAAGGUGAGAGAUAAAGAAGUCAGCUUAUUCAGUAGACUGUCUGAAGGUUUCAAAGAGCUGCAACAAGAUGAAGAAAACUUAAUACGUGAGCUGAGCAAAGAAGAAAUGGAGAUUUUGGAUGGACUUAAAAUGGAAGCAACUGAGGUAGAAAAACUCUUCGGGAACGCAUUACCAAUAAGGAAAUUAAGGUAGAUACUGUUGAAAGAGUAUUAUUCAAGCCAUAGAAACUAUCCACAUACAGAAUGUAUAGCUUGGAUUUGAUUCUUUUUUGCCUGGAAUAAAUUGAUCAUAUAUCACGUAUUGCCUUCUCUCUUAGAGGCAUAAUAAUAUAUAUUUCUUCUCCUUUAAAA